AGAAAUAUAAAUAAAAUAAUAAUUAAAUAAACGGAAGGAUGUAAGUCCACCGAAAGCACCGCCAUCCAACGACCCGGUUUGAAGCGCGCAUCCCCGGAGCUGACGGUGAGGAAGGCGCAGAGGAAGCGUAGGGCUGCAGAAGGAGAAGGAGAGAGUGAGAAAAACAAACAAACAGAGAAAAAAAACGCUGCACUGGAUGGUGUGGGAUGAAGAUGAUGAUGAUGUUCCACUGCACGCCCCGCUGAUACUCAGGGACUGUCAGACUGGUGGUGGUGGUAAGGAUUAUCCAGGAGACAAGCGGAAGGAAGACAGGGAGGAGGGGAGGCAAGAGACAAGCAUCAUCCAGGGAGGACGGCAUUGUGAGGGAGGCUGUCCGACCAUAACGCGGAACAGUAAGAAAUUCAUUAAAAAACGGAGGGGAAAACACUGAAUUAAAACCUGGAUUAGCGUUUUACUUUUUUGCCCUCUCCUUUUUCCCCCUUCCCCCCCUUUUUUUGCAUAUAGACUGUAGUUAUCACCGGAUACUGGAAUUCAGGGAAGAAAGUCAGUUCAUGAUUGUUCCAGAAACGCAUGCAGAUCCAGCAGAUCUGAGUGGAUAUACCAGCUCUCCGCUUGUUAUGCAACUCAAAUCAAUUGCGGCUCUUUAGAAAGUGCCCUAAUAUUUCUUUUCCUGGAGCCUGUGUCUGUGUGGUGUUCUCGAGGGCGGCUGGGAUUACUGAGGCUGCUCGCUCAUUCCGGCGUGCGCGUGUGUGUGUGUGUGUGAGUAGGGGGGGGUAGGACCAUAUUGGAGGCUUGCUGGUUGUACUCCGCGGAGAGAAGAUGUCGGGGCAGACGCUGACGGACCGCAUCGCCGCGGCUCAGUACAGCCUGACGGGAUCCGAGGUGUGCCGAGCGGUGUGCAAAGCCACCACGCACGAACAGACAGCCCCGAAGAAGAAACACUUGGAGUACCUGAUCCAGGCCACCCAAGAAACCAACGUGAACGUCCCCCAGAUGGCCGACACGCUGAUAGAGAGGGCUGGCAAUGCCAGCUGGGUGGUGGUUUUCAAAGCCCUGAUCACCACACACCACCUUAUGGUGCAUGGCAAUGAGAGAUUCCUCCAGUUCCUGGCAUCUAGAAACACCUUGUUCAACCUCAGCAACUUCCUGGACAGAACUGGCUCCCAUGGCCUCGACAUGUCCACAUUUAUCAGACGCUACAGCCGCUAUCUCAACGAGAAGGCCUUCGCCUACAGACAGAUGUCUUUUGACUUUGGCCGUGUCAAGAAAGGAGCUGAGGGUGUGAUGAGGACCAUGUCAGUAGAGAAGCUGCUGAAAGGCAUGCCUACUCUGCAGAGCCAGAUCGACGCACUGCUGGAAUUUGAUGUGCAUCCAAAGGAUCUCAACAAUGGAGUGAUAAAUGCCUGCUUUCUCCUGCUCUUCAAAGAUCUGAUCAAGUUAUAUGCCUGCUAUAAUGACGGCAUCAUCAACCUGUUAGAAAAAUUUUUUCAAAUGAAGAGAAGCCAGUGUAAAGAUGGGCUUGAGAUCUACAAGCGGUUCCUGACAAGAAUGACUCGAGUUUCCGAAUUCUUCAAAAUUGCUGAGGAAGUGGGAAUAGACAAAAAUGACAUACCUGAGCUUACUAAGGCCCCCGAAAGCCUUCUGGCGUCUCUGGAGACCCACCUCAACACUUUGGAGGGGAAGAAACCAGAGGAUAAGUCGCCCACAAAGGAUGCUACCGCUAACAAUAGCAUGCCGGCAGCAGCAGCACCUGCUGCGCCAGCCAAGCCCGCGCCUCCCGCUGCUCCCGGUGGGCCUCCAGCCCGCCCCGUGCCGCCUGCCAAGCCCCCUCCACCCUCUGUCACUCCCACUGCACCAGUCCCCACCACUGCCAGCAAUGCACUUGAUGAUGGGUUCCUCUUGGAUCUAGAUCCCAUGUCCUCCUCAUCAGCAGGGGGCACUGCAGCGGCUUCCUCCACAACUGGAUGGGGAGAUCUCUUGGCGACUCCGGCCGCUACCGACGGAGCCUCUGAAUCUCUCCUGGCAAAGAAAGAGUCUGCUGAUGCCAAUGCUGCGGCUGCUUCUGCCCCCGUGGCUGCCCCGCCCAUAGCCCCUGCUCGUUCCACCACUGCUGCAGCUGCGCAGGCGCCCACCUCGCUGCCCAUCUCUGCUCCUGCCUCCACCACCUCAGCCACAGACAUCGACCUUUUCGGAGAUGCGUUUGCACCUUCCCCAGGAGAUGGUCCUGCUGCCGUGGCCGCGGGCCCUGCUGCUGAUGCAUUUGGUGGAUCUGACCCCUUCGCUACGACGGAGGGCAGUGCGGACAUUGCUCCAGAACUGGACCUGUUUGCUAUGAAGCCCACCGACACGGGGGCGGAUGCUGCUGCCAUUACUCCUCCCACCUCUAGUGAUGCGCCGACUAUCAUCGCCCCCAUUGCUGCCCCCACCCCUUCUUCCACUAAUACCACCACCACAACUACUACUGCCACAACCUCCACCGACACCACCACAGAGUCUGCAGCUGCCCCGACUCUAGAUCUCUUUGGUGAUAUGUUUGAUUCUAUGCCUGAGCAAAGCCCUACCACUGAAUCCAAAGCUGCUACCACUCCUAGCGUAGACCUUUUUGGUGCAGACCUUCCUGCUGUUUCACGCGGGCCCUCUCCUUUGCCCGAGCCGGCUCCGGCUGGAGACAUUGUGACGGAUUCGUUUUCAUCUCCUGCUCCUACCCCUGCCCCGGCUCCUGCUUCUGUUCCUGCGGCAGGGACCUCAUCUCCACCUAAAGCAGAGCCAGAGCCUGUCAUUGACCUGUUGGACUCUUUCGGGGGCCCUGUGGAGGAAACGCAGAGUUCUGCUCCUGUAGGACUUGAAGACGACCUGCUGGGAGGAUUAAUGUCCCCCACCCUCACCCCUGCUGCCGCUCCAGCCCUGGCUCCAGCUCUGGUGCAGAAUGACCUCCUAGAGACGGGUUUUGAUGCCUUGGGCGCGCUUUCUUCGCCAGCUCCACCAGUACCUGCUGUAGUGGCCGUAGUACCAAUAGUUCCAGCUCCAGCAGCAGCAGUAGAACCUCCAUCCACUACAUCAGCACCCUCUGGUGGCUUUGAUGCUUCAAUGUUUGAUGGAUUAGGUGACUUGCUGAUGCCUAGUGUAACGCCCCAGAGCACUGGGGGCAGCACUACUGGAAGCACUGCAGGAAGCAUGGGAACUCCUGUUGCAAUGGGGGGUAUUGCAGCCGCUCCAUCCGCCACCCCUCCUGCUACCAAAACCAUUGUAGGAGAUCUGGACACAUCGCUGGCCAACCUGGUUGGAGACCUUGGAGUAAAGAAAAAGGACUCACAGAGUGAGAAGAAGCUAACAGGAGGCGCAAACUGGAUGCCACAGGUAGCCCCCACAAGCUGGGCUACACCGGGAGCCCCCAUGACCGGUUCCACGCCUGGAGCUCCUGGGGUGCCAGGAGCAGCUCCCCCUGGUGCAGCCAUGGUGCCACCAAUGAGUGCACAACCUGGCUUUGGCAUGCCUCCUGCAGCAGGGCCUGGAGCUCCUGUGAUGCAGCCCAUGAUGGGACAGUCCAUGAUGAGACCUCCCUUCACUGGGGUGGCCGGAGUUGCACCUGGAGCCGCUGCACCAGGAGCACCGCUUUCUCCAGGACCUGCAAGCCAGAGCCCCAAGAAGCCCAAGGACCCAUUGGCAGAACUUGACCUCAAGGACUUCUUAUAACGCUCCAGCUGCUUCCCUCUUUGGAUGAGAGCCCCCUCACCUUUUUACCUGGUGUCUGUCAACAUCUCAGAACACCAGCGAUGUUCAGCUAUUCAACCUUAUUAAGAGCCUCUUUUCUCCACCCUACUCCAGCCCAGCCCUUCUCCUGUGUGAUGUUGUAGCACAAACUGUGAAAGUGAACCAUAGCGGAUUACAUAUAAAUAUACGAGAAAAAAAUAAAAGCGUGUGCUUAUGUCGAUGUACCAAACUUUUGUCUAAACAAAAUCACUUAAAAAAAAAAAUUAAGCGCGAGAAAGCGAAGGCGUACGUGUUCGGAUUCAUUUCUAGUACUAAGUCGAAUGAUGGAUGUGCUUUGGUGUCCUGAGCUCCUCCCCUUAUUUGUCUCCACCCCUUUCUUUGUCCGUACCUCCUUGUAAAGGGGGAGGGGCUCUCCUUUUGUCCCGCUCUGAUUGGAUGAGAGUGGGAAAAACAAACAAAGCCCCGGGAGAUUUUUCUGAGAAACAUGCUGUGUGUUGUUUACAGAAAGGUCCUCUUUGAUGUACAUAGAUUUCUCCGGGCGAGGAUUUCGUCUCUAUUCUGUACGUGUGUUGAAGAGAAAUAUAAAUGUGAGUCAGACAUGAAGUUGUAAGAAGUGGUGUGAGUAUCCUUCUAUUUACCAUCAUCUUUCAACACUAUUUGGAAGCAAAUAUGACUACCGCUACAUGAUUAAUAUACUGUGUAUUUAGAAACCUCUUCUAUGGGCUUCUGAGUCAUACAAGACCAGCAAGUGAUCCUUUUGUUUGUUUCUCUUGUUUUUAACUGGUGGCUUAUUUUUCUACAUUUC
Molecule: messenger RNA, 4516 nt
Organism: Pundamilia nyererei
Lineage: Eukaryota; Metazoa; Chordata; Actinopteri; Cichliformes; Cichlidae
Gene: snap91a
Product: synaptosome associated protein 91a
Exons: 29
Coding region: 820-3693 (957 amino acids)
Biological process (GO): synaptic vesicle budding from presynaptic endocytic zone membrane; clathrin coat assembly; clathrin-dependent endocytosis
Cellular component (GO): clathrin-coated pit; extrinsic component of presynaptic endocytic zone membrane; synaptic vesicle
Molecular function (GO): phosphatidylinositol-4,5-bisphosphate binding; SNARE binding; clathrin heavy chain binding
Source: RefSeq, a predicted model, not a curated record